Sinocyclocheilus grahami is the source of this 2405-nucleotide messenger RNA. It is a transcript of the gene blvra, whose product is annotated as biliverdin reductase A. Gene Ontology annotation, molecular function: biliverdin reductase [NAD(P)H] activity; nucleotide binding; zinc ion binding. Bases 147 to 1028 code for a protein of 293 amino acids. Gene Ontology annotation, biological process: heme catabolic process. The record is from RefSeq and is a predicted model, not a curated record. The transcript is spliced from 7 exons. Lineage: Eukaryota; Metazoa; Chordata; Actinopteri; Cypriniformes; Cyprinidae.
GUGACGUCAGACGCACGCGGGUUAUGAAAAGAGUUACGAAAGUUGUUUCCAGUCACGCGGGAUAAUGUCAUGCAGCCUUCUUAUUUCCCCGCAGGUGCUGUAGAGAUCCACACCGAAGCCUCUGUGCGCAGGCUACAUUCAGAGGAAUGAUGUUGGGAUCAGUGGUUGUUGGUAUAGGCAUCGCAGGAUGUGUGAGAAUGAGAGACUUGCUCGCUCCUCUGCCGUGCAGCACUGCUGAGAAGUUCAGCAUCAGAGGCUUUGUGUCCAGGAGGACUCUUGAAGAUCAGCAGGGUGUGAAGCAGAUCUCUAUGACGGAGGCGUUGAACAGAGAUGACAUCCAUGCAGCCUUCAUAUGCACUGAAAACACUAACCAUGAGGAGUACAUCAGACAGUUUCUGGAGGCGGGGAAGCACGUGUGUGUCGAGUAUCCCAUGACCCUCAGCUACACGUCUGCAGUGGAUCUGUGGAAUCUGGCUCAGCAGAAGGGCCUGGUGCUACAUGAAGAACAUAUCGAACUCUUCACUCCGGAUUUCAAACAGCUGAAAAAAGACAUAGCUGGGAAAACGCUGGAGGAGGGAACGCUGCACUUCACAGGUGGAUCCCUGAAGCCAAAUUUUGGGUUCCCGUCUUUCAGUGGUAUUGCCAGACUGACCUGGUUGGUUGAUCUUUUCGGGGAGCUCACAGUUACUGCAGCAUCUCUGGUGGAGGAGAAAGAGAACAAAUGCAUGAAGAUGACAGCACACUUACUGACCCGACAACAGAAACCUCUAACUUGGAUUGAAGAGCGGGGUCCAGGACUGGGCAGAGCCAAACACAUACACCUUCGCUUCCAGGACGCCAGCAUCACGGAGCUUCCUGCAGGUCAGCGGGAGCCGGUGGGGCUGUUCAUGCAGGAUCUGGUGCUGUUCGGCCGGAAGCUGCAGGGUGAAGUGUCUGCUGCGGAGCUCCAGGAGGAGAGGAGCAGGAUCUUACACUGUCUGCAGCUGGCAGACCGCAUCCAACAGCUCAGUGAAAGCACUCAGGCCUGAAGCUGAAGCUGUCCACACUGCAGGCUCACACCAUAACCCAUAUAGACUGUGGUGUAGAGACCGAGUAGAGUGGAAGAUAAUAUAAUUCAAUAUAUAGAUUCAUUUCCAUUUGAGUUUUUUUUUAACAGUGAAAAUAAGUUUGCUGAUCAGUUGCUGUUUGUGGUAGCUUGUUACCGCAUAGGGGAAGAAAAAAAAAUUGCGACUUUUUAUUUCACAAUUCUGAGUCGGAUGAAAGUCUGAAUUGUGAGAUAAAAAGAUUUGGCUCAUCUUUGGGUUUUUAUCCCUUGGUGGAAAUCAGCUUUCAUAGCAUUUCAGCUCUGAAAAGGACAACAACAACAAAAAAACCCAUGAAAGUAUGACUUCCCAAAAAUGACUAAAUUAUAAUCUCUUUGCCCUUUUUAGACCUUGACAGAUAUUUUUGGUGAAAAAUGUAUUUUUUUUCAGUCUUGAAAUUGCAGUUAUUAAAAAAGGCAAUGUAAUAGUUUCAGCAUAAGAUCAGAAGUUUAAAGUUUUACAUUUUGAUUUGGAAAUGUAACUAAUAGUUCUGUGUUUAACUAGUAGGUCGCAUUAGGAUAUGCAGUAACAGCACAUUCCUUUAUUGUAACUCAUAACUGGUUAUUACCAUAACAUUUUAUUAUUUAGCAGAAAGGGACGAUUCUAGCUGACUACUUGUUUUUUUUAAGUUUUGUAAAUCAGUAUUUAGUAUGUGACUGAUACAAUGAGUCUUGUUUUAGUACAUUACAUCUGCACUAAAGUUCAAUACCCAUUUCAGACAGAUGAACCUGCGAUGAUUUCAGUCUCUGGUGUUCAUACAGGCUGGAGCAUUGCAAAACAUUGUGCACUUUUGUUUGGUUUGAUAUUGUCAUUCUUAUAUUUGUUGAAUAUUAAUAUAGAAUAUUACUUAAAUAUGAGUGUGAAAACUGUGUAUUAAGUGUGAAAACUGGAUGAGAUCUGUAAGCAUUCAUACAUACUUUGAGCAAAAUCAAAGAUUCUCUUAUAAUUCAUGCUGUGGUAGAAGUUUUUUUUUUAAUCUGAUAAUUUUUGUCUCUGGGAAAUCACUGAAUGGAGCAUAAAUGCACAUAUCAUUGUCAGAGAAACAUACAGAGAGAAAGAAAUGUUUUGCUUCAUUUGUCUUCACGUUUACAUGUUUGUGUUUCCAGUUAAAAAAUAAAUUGUGCCUGCUUUCUGGAAUUUGUUUUGUGCAGUGGAAGCCACACAUCAACACAAGUGCAUUUCAGAAGUCUGAUAAUCUGAGUGAACUCUUGCAUCUAUACUUUUUUUUGGCAUUGUGAUAUUUUAAGCAUGGUCCCAAAUCAUCACAAUAAAAGUCAUCCUUUCCAUAAACGACUUAAUUUCAGAUAUAGCACUACUAGCAUA